ACGGGGAUAAAAUGAAAAAAAUGUGUUAAAAUACGUAACCUUUGCAAAGAAGAUUAAAAGAAAAAAAGUUAAUAAAAGGGGAAGUGUUCGUCUUAGCAAACUACAGAUUUUCUCACAAUAUAUCACCACCAGCUCUCGCUCACCUUGUAUGUGAUGUUUUUCGUAGUCGUAACAUAGAAGCGAGUGAACAGAAUAAUGAAUUCAGCUAAGCAUCAUCGUAUUGGAGUGUUUUUAUCUCCAUAAAUUUAUCAAAGAAAAAACGCUAAAAAAAUUUCGUUUUAUUGAACUAAAGACGUGAGAAAAGUAAAAAAAUUGCUCUAAAUUGAAUCGAACGCGCGAUAAUCGAAGAAUCUAGUCAGAUUUAUAUUAAACACAACGAGAAAAGUAAAAAAAAAAAAAAAUAUAUAUAUAUAUAUAUAAAAAUAUGCCGCAUAAUCGUGAUACGGCUUCAGCUCAAGCGGACAAGUUGAGUGGUAUUGAGGAGGAGAGUGACUUGUAUGAGGGUUUCGCACCGCAUGUGGAAACAUCGGAAAUCAAAGUAUUAGAUUUCUAUAACAUACCAAAGCAAACAGGCAAAGAACCAGCUCUGCGUACUUUUACUGAAAUCAAACAAUUAUUGGAUCAAGGUAAAAAACGUGAAGUGAAAAAUAUAUUACGCGAAAAUUCUUGGCCCAUCAAUUCACCUAUAAGAUCACAGCUAUGGCCCACUCUAUGCGCCCAACAUCAAAGUAAACCACAAAUGGUUGAUGGUUUCUACUGGGAAAUGGUCCAUCAGGUUUUUGGCACUACUGAGUUAUCUGAGAAACCAAUCAUGUUACCCGCCUUUGUUGAUGCAGCUCAUUGCCUACCGUAUCAUUUAACUCGUACCGGCCGUUCGGUGGCAGAUCGUAUUGUUAAUGUAUUGGCUUAUGAUUGCCCCGAUAUUACGUACAGUCCAGUAUUGUAUCCCAUUACAUCGAUUCUGUUGCAUUUUAUGUCGGAAGAAGAAGCCUAUCAUUGCUUGGCGGCUUUGGUGGGCAGUAAGGAGAAAGUAUUUAUAAAUCAAACCAAAUUAUUGCAUGAAGUUACCUGGAAGACAGUUAUGCAAAUAGCCAAAAAACAUCAGAAAAGCUCGGUUUCAUAUUUUCAACGUUUGUGUCCGGGUGUAAAAUUGGAGCGUGUUUUCAUGGAUUGGUGCUGGUGGAUAUUGGCGGGCUUACCAUUUCAGCAUUUGGUUCGCAUAAUGGAUUGCUAUUUUCAUGAGGGCAUUAAAGUUUUAUAUCGCAUCGCUUUGGUCAUUAUUAAUUUAUUUCAUAAAGAAUGCCAAUCGAACAAUGAAUGGAAUCCCGAUAAUAUUAAAAAUGACAUCGCCAAUGCAUUAAUUAAGUUUUGUAAAAAGAUACCAGUAUCACCGGCUAAACUAUUACAUGCCGCUUUUAGUAUUAGAGGAUUGAGUUCCACAUAUAUUUCUAGAAUAUUCAUAAAGACUGAAAUGUUAUUAAAAAGCCGUUCCGUUUUAAAUAGCGGUAACAAGCAAUUAGUUAAAUCGCGUUCCAGCGACAAUCUACCAACAAGUCAAUCGCAGGUUAAUAUACAAAUGAUGUCACACACUUUAACCAUACGAGAGAGAGUGAUGCAUACUGAGACCUGUCGGAAUAUGGGGCAAAAAUCACCAGGGCCCCGUGCUAUAGCUAUGGGCUCUUAUCCAAUACAUAAUUUGAAAAGUCAAAUUUGUUCUUGCGAAGAAUCACUCUUUACUUUAUGGUCUUGGCUACCUGUUCGUAUUACUAUGUACCAGCCAGUUUUAUUGUAUACAACCGAAGAACAUGGUUGCUCAUUGACAACUUUCUAUGUAAGGGUUGAACAACAUGAGCCAACGUUGAUGAUGAUUAAAACGUGCAAUAAUGAGGUAUUUGGAGCUUAUUGUUCUUCACGUUGGUUUGAGCGUAAUAUCAAAGACGAUAAGGGACAACGUCAAGCUUAUUUCGGUACCGGUGAGACAUUUUUAUUCUCCUUAUAUCCAGAGCGGGCUAAAUACCCUUGGGUGGGCAUAGCAGCCGAUAAAGAUUUGGGACAUUCUUCUGAGCUAUUUAUGGCGGCAGAUGCUAAAAUGAUAACCAUAGGAGGAGGUGAAGGGCAAGCAAUAUGGAUGGAUGAGAAUAUACGUUUCGGUAAAACGGAUAGCUGCAAGACUUUUAACAAUCCGCCUUUGUGUCCUUCCGGAGAUUUUGAGAUACGCGUUUUAGAAGUGUAUGGCUUUGUCGGUGCCUAAGACAAAACAACUGAAAAUCAACAGUUUUGGUUUUUAUUAAAGAAGAGAAGAGGAAGAAUAAUCCACAAAUGGAAUAAAAAUGUCGAUGUCUACCGUUGUAUUAAUUGCAAAAAAAAAAAAAUUUCCCCAAAAAGGCUUUGACUUGGAAAGUCAUAUUCAAAAUAAAAAAAAAUUAGUGGAAUGAAAAAAAAUUCGGAAAGCAGUCAUCAGGCUUUCAAUACAUUCAAGAAAGGAAAAAAUACUCUAUGCGUUUAAAAUGCGAAAAGAGCAGACAAGAAAAAAAAAAA
Glossina fuscipes is the source of this 2538-nucleotide messenger RNA. RefSeq names its product GTPase-activating protein skywalker (gene sky). The coding region runs from base 425 to 2251 and encodes 608 amino acids. The transcript has 13 exons. The record is from RefSeq and is a predicted model, not a curated record. Lineage: Eukaryota; Metazoa; Arthropoda; Insecta; Diptera; Glossinidae.